AUGUACACCUUCCUGUCGAAAGUGGAUCGCUUUGCCUUCGUGGCCUUCGUCCGUGCCUGCGCACAGAGCGGCGAGCUCCAACGUGCAGACGACUGGACUAUGAAGCUUCUGAAGAUUGCCCAGAACAGCACACAGGAGACCAGCCCAUCGAAGUGGAAAGAGGCAGAGGAUCGGCUCAUGGCGUUGGUCGUCGCGCGUGUAGCCUGGAGCCCCGCAGCAGAGCUGGGAGGAGCCCGCGAAUGGCUCCAGCGAUUGCGGGGAGCAAGCAUCCAGCCGAGCCGGCCGGUUUACGGCCGUCUGCUCCAGCGUUACGCGGAGGCCGACAAAACCGCUGAGUUUGAGAAGCUUCUCUACGAGAUGCGAUCAGCCCGGGUUAGGCCUGAAACCGAAGCCUUCAAUUACAUGAUCAAGACUCAAGCUGCUUUGGCCAGUAGAUCAGCGCCGAGCCAGCACGGCGGCAGACUGGGUGAGAAGGAUGGCAGAGUUCAGGUCUGCGCCAGAUGUUGGAACCUAUCGCAUGCUGAUCGCGUCGUCCGCGCAGACGAGCGACGCCAGCGAGGCGGAGGGAUGGCUGGUGAAGAUGUACCAGUCGCGCUUGCACGUGCCCGAAAGCAGCGUCACCGCGUUGGUGGACAGAUAUUCCGAAGACCGGAGACCUGCCGCCGCAGAAGCCACCUUCCGUCGUGCGCAGGCGCGGGGCGUCGAGGUCGGCUUGGCCGCAAGCGCCGCCGUGCUGCGGGGCUACGUCCGCGCGGGCAAGGCCGAAAAAGCCGAACAGUGGCUCUCCCAGGUGAAGGCCCUCGCCCCCGCCAUGCCUUUACUCGUGCGGAAGGCCGGCAACACCGCAAUAUACCGCUCCAUGUAUGGCCUGCUGAUCCGAAGCGCCGCGUCCUCUGGAGACACGCAGAAGGCUGA
Symbiodinium natans is the source of this 915-nucleotide messenger RNA. Lineage: Eukaryota; Dinophyceae; Suessiales; Symbiodiniaceae. The record is from the annotation of a GenBank genome assembly.